AUGGAUAUUGGAUAAGACGAGGCACAACUGGUAUUGUAGCAUAAAAAAGAUUAGUUUAGAGUAGAGAUUCGUAAGAAAAAGACAGAUAGUUUAAUAUAGUAGAAAAGAUUAAAGCUAUUUAAUAAGAAUUUAACAAAUUUAGAUAGCUUUUCUGAUGCUGACAACAGUAAAAGCGAUCAGAAUACUACUCAAGAUCCUUAGAACAACAUUUUAAGUUAACAACAAAUUUAACAAUAAUAAGUGUCUACUUUAGAUGUUUAAGUCAUUCGUGAUAUAGAAAGUAGGCUUUUGCAAUGUUAGAAAGAUAAUAAUAUAGAAUAAAUGAGAUCUAUUUUAAUUCAGCUCGUUAAAAUUGUUGGAACUUACCCAUCACCAAUAAAUUAAAUGUUUAUGACAAGCUUACCUAAAUUUGUAAUUUCUAUUGUUAAUAAGCAUGGCCCAGUAAAUGAUCCUAAAUGUAAAAAUUAUGCUGCUCACAUCUUGGCAAAUCUCACUGCAGGUACUCCUAUGUAGUUGUAAGAACUUUUUUAGCUAGAUUUGAUUCACAUCUUAAUAGAGUAAAUCCAAUCCAAGGAUGUAGAGUUAGCAGAUCAUGUCAUUUGGGCUUUUAAUAAUGUCUUGAUUGAUAAUCAUUAACCAGAGAACCUUGUAAGAAUAUUCUAAGAGCGCCCUUUGAUAAUUGAAGAUUUGUGCUAUUAUUUCACCACUUCUUGUAAUAAUCCAAAUAUCUAGUUUUAGCUUAUUAGCUCAGUAAUUCUUUCGAUUUACUGUCUUUCUAGAAUCCAUAAAACUACUUAAUCAUAUUAUAAUUAAUUGAGGAUUGCUAUCCCAUAUCUAGCAAAAUUAUUAGAUGUCCAUCAUCCAAAAGAACCAAACACAGUAAUAAAUAGCAUGUCUUCGCUCCCUAAUAAAAAUAAAUCAAUGAUUUUGAGCAAUAAUAGCAAUUAGAAUUAAAUGAAUUCCGAAAAUUGUAAACCAACUAAUUUAUAAAGCACAAAUAGUAAUAUCUAAAAAAGUGACUAGCAAGUUAAGUAAAAAUUUCUCUGUUCUGUAGAUUUAAAAAUGUGCGCUCUUAUAAUAACGGAUUUAAGUGAAGGUGAUCCAAGAGUUAUUAGCGAUAUGCUUAAAAUUUAAGUUGAUAGAAUUAUGCUUAGAUAUUUAGAGUAGGGAAUUGAUGUUAAUGAGCAUUUCCUCACCUUUGUAAUAAGAACUCUAGCCAACAUGUCUAGUGGAAACGAGUUUCAAACUGACUAACUUCUCUAAAAGGAUAUUUAUUCAUAUCUGAACAGAUUUUUGGAACAUCCAAAAGAAUAGAUCAGAAAAGAUGUUUGUUGGCUAAUAAGCAAUUUGUCAGCAGGAAAUGCUUCUCAAAUAGAUGUAUUUUUAAAUAAGAAUAUGCUUUAAACUUUGAUUCAAAGACUUAACGUAGAGUAGAGCAUACAUGUAAAAAAAGAGAUACUGUUUGCUCUGAGUAACGCAACUGCACAAGCAACAAAAGAACAAAUAAAUAAAAUGGUUUCUAAUGGUUUAUUGAGAGUUUUUUCAGAUAACCUCGACCCCUAGUAUGAAACUGAAUUGCUUAUUGAAAUUUUAGAAGGAAUAGAAAAUGUAAUGAUGUUAGGUCGUUCUGAUGACCUCAAUAAUAAUUAAAAUGCAUAUAGCCAUGAAUUUGAAGGAUCUGGAUGUUAAAGAAAAAUCCAAUAUUUAUAUUACUAAAAAUCAGACCAAACAGUAGUUGAAAUUUCUGAUAGAAUACUCCGUUCAUAUGGAACUAAUUGA
Tetrahymena thermophila SB210 is the source of this 1779-nucleotide messenger RNA. RefSeq names its product armadillo/beta-catenin repeat protein. Gene Ontology annotation, cellular component: nucleus. The transcript has a single exon. Gene Ontology annotation, biological process: NLS-bearing protein import into nucleus. Lineage: Eukaryota; Ciliophora; Oligohymenophorea; Hymenostomatida; Tetrahymenidae. The record is from RefSeq and is a predicted model, not a curated record. Gene Ontology annotation, molecular function: nuclear import signal receptor activity; protein binding.